UUAAAGAUCCUUCCUCUUACUCAGUAGCAUCCACAAGGGAUUUGAGAGUCUUGUUUAGGGAGAAAAUUUCGGGACAAGUGUUACCUGCCACUUGUGUUUGCCUCUUUGUGAGAUUGUUCUCUCAAUAUUUUGUACUCUCUUUCAUAUAGUGGAUUGCUCAUUUCUGCCCGUAGACGUAGAUCAAUUGACCGAACCACGUUAAAUAUUUAUAUCUAUUUUGGUAUAUUUUCUUUUUUUGUUUGUCUGAUUUAUUGUAGAUCAGGGUUUGCUUUACUAGCUUUCGAUGACACCUGAUUAUUUCUAUCCAAACAAAAACUACUACGACACAUGGCAAAGACUUCGACUCCUCCUAUGAUAUAUGGUCGGCAAGUAAGAAAAUAUAUUAUCCUUUUUCCAACGAGAGAGUUCAACAAGUCACGUUGGUCUGCCAUUUUAGUAAUAGUAAAACAUUAUUAAAUGAACUUGUAUGAAAAAAGAUAGUGGAAGUAAAUGUUGACAUAAUAUAAGGACUUAUAGACUGUAAAUUGUACUUCUUGUUUGACGAAUGGUAUCAUGAAAGUAAAGUUUUCUUGAAUUCUAAGACUGAUGAGUGCGCGCGGAAGUCAAAGGUUGUUGGCACCACCACUAGCAAGUGUCACUUAUCAUGGUGUAGUUUUGGUUACUUGGUUCACUCUGAUGUCUCUAUAAAUAGAAAAAUCUGCAUUGAUAUACAUAUUGUCCACCUCAAGCAAUAACAACCUUUCCUCAUCAGUCCACCACGCCACAUUUUCAAAAUUUAAAUUUGAUGAGUUAAACUUUCAAAAUUUUAUUAUUAAUUAUUACAUGGAAAUUUUUGGAUUCAAAAUUUAAUUUGAUACUUAUAGUAUGUUGGUGUAAAAAAUACCGUGUUCAGUUGGAUCCCAUUGGAUAAAAUCUCCAUCUAUUGACUGCUGCGGCCUAGCACGUAUGUGGACCUCUAUUCUAAGUAACUAGUGUAUUAUGGUAAAUUUAGUAAUGUGUCGUAUAUAAGUUGUAUCAAAAAUACCGUAUUCAGUUGAACCUGUUGAAUAAAAUCUCUAUCUGCUGAAUGCCCCCGCCUAGCACGUCCGUGGACCUCUAUUCUAAGUAACUAGUGUAUAUAAAUAGCUAGCUAACUGCUCAUUCAUAUUAAACCCAAGGCUAGCUCCAAUUUCACUAAAAGGGGCUCUGCAUAUUUUAACUGGUUGUGAUAUUUCUGUCGUAGCCAAAGCCAAAAGCUUGCCGGAAAACCAGAGGAUGAUGCCACCAACUUUAAAACUGCUACUAUGGUGCUGCUUGUGUUUGUGUGGUGUUUUUACGACGACGUAUGCUCGUCCUCAGCCUCGAAAUCUGAUCGUUGAUUCAAAUUCCACUACUUCCAACGACGAGUUCAUCCGCAGAAGCCUCUUGAGCAAUGGCCUCGGCCGAACUCCUCAAAUGGGAUGGAGCAGCUGGAAUCAUUUUGCUUGUAAUAUUGAGGAGAAAAUGAUAAGAGAAACAGCUGAUGCAAUGGUAUCUACUGGACUUGCUUCUCUUGGUUAUGAAUACAUCAACAUAGAUGACUGCUGGGCCGAACUCAACAGAGACUCUCAGGGAAAUAUGGUUCCUAAAGGUUCUACUUUUCCUUCUGGAAUUAAAGCACUAGCAGAUUAUGUUCAUGGCAAAGGAUUGAAGCUCGGAAUUUAUUCUGAUGCUGGGAGUCAGACGUGUAGUAAACAAAUGCCAGGUUCAUUAGGACAUGAAGAACAAGAUGCAAAAACUUUUGCUUCCUGGGGCGUUGAUUACUUGAAGUAUGAUAACUGUAACAACGAGAAUCGAAGUCCAAGAGAAAGGUAUCCCAUAAUGAGCAAAGCUUUACAGAACUCUGGAAGGGCUAUAUUUUAUUCCCUAUGCGAAUGGGGAGAUGAUGAUCCUGCCACUUGGGCUUCCUCUGUUGGAAAUAGUUGGAGAACUACUGGAGAUAUUUCUGAUAAUUGGGACAGCAUGACUUCUCGGGCAGAUAUGAAUGACAAAUGGGCAUCUUAUGCUGGUCCAGGUGGCUGGAACGAUCCAGACAUGUUGGAAGUUGGAAAUGGAGGAAUGACAACGGCAGAAUAUCGUUCCCAUUUCAGCAUAUGGGCAUUAGCAAAAGCGCCUUUAAUAAUAGGUUGUGAUUUACGUUCGAUGGACCAAACUGCCCAUGAAAUCCUAAGCAACAAAGAAGUUAUUGCAGUUAAUCAAGAUAGACUUGGAGUUCAAGGUAAAAAAGUAAAGCAGGAUGGAGAAUUGGAGGUUUGGGCAGGACCUUUAAGUGGCAAAAGGGUAGCAGUGGUGCUAUGGAAUAGAAGUUCAUCGAAAGCUGAUAUCACUGCUUAUUGGUCUGAUAUAGGCCUUGAUUCUUCCACUGUUGUUGAUGCACGAGACUUGUGGGCUCAUUCAACAAAAGGAUCAGUUAAAGGACAAAUAUCAGCUAGCAUUGAUUCCCAUGAUUGCAGGAUGUAUGUUCUCACUCCUACAAAAUAAGUUCAACCAAAUUAUGUUUGGAUAAAUUAUGUGGAAAAUACCACAUUGCUGAAGGAGGCAUAUAUACCUCAUUUAAUUAGAAUAAGAAAAAUAAGUUAUGUAGUUUUUAUUUGUCAGCUAGCACGAAAGACUGUCAUUUUACUAUAUGGAGAUGUAUUGAACUUAGUGCAUGAUGUUUUCUUUCUCUCUAUUUACUUUAUGUUUAUCAUUUUAUUA
This is a messenger RNA of Nicotiana tabacum (common tobacco), 2715 nucleotides long. Its product is annotated as alpha-galactosidase. Gene Ontology annotation, biological process: carbohydrate metabolic process. The record is from RefSeq and is a predicted model, not a curated record. NCBI's taxonomy places the organism in Eukaryota, Viridiplantae, Streptophyta, Magnoliopsida, Solanales, Solanaceae. Gene Ontology annotation, molecular function: hydrolase activity, hydrolyzing O-glycosyl compounds. Gene Ontology annotation, cellular component: plant-type cell wall.